AACCUGGCUGAAGUUGGCUUUAACCAUCCUUUAAUUCCUAAAAAAGAAGUUCAUCAGCAUAAUAUAACAGCCAAAUAACUAAUUGUGAUGUUAAUAUGUGAAGCAGGUUGGUCAAACAAGACUCUGUCCAGCUUCUGCAGCAUAGGUCAACACAUGAAGAACAUUUCUGCCCCAUCUUCUUAUUUAUUAUCAGCAUGGGCUGGAGGAAAUAAGACAGAUAUUAUUGUAUGCUUCCUAUUACAUACUUCAUUUCAACUAAUUAAAACAUGAAGUGACGUCUCCUUUCACUUGUCCAGUGUCAUUAAGCCUCUUCCACGUUCCUUUAAAUGAAUGAAUGCUGUAAAAGCCUAUAAAACACAAACUCCAGCUCAGUGCAGCACGAUUCAGCGAUGGUCACGCACAAGCUCGUGUCUGAAGUGCUGCGUAAAAGUUAAACCUUGAAGCUGCCUGUUUGUGGAAACACUCGCUCACCUCACCGCGUUCCCUCCAUUUGCACGCGCUCUUGGCGCGUGCGGAGAAUCGUGAAGGGACGCGUAAACCGCACGCGCUGGUUUCCAGGUCAACCCUCGUUUAUGAUUUCGAACGUGACGAGUGGUCGCGCGAGCGCGCUCCUGUAAUUCCCCAUGCGUACAGAACUGACGCGCGUCUUCGGAGCUCAUGAGAAAAUGCUGACGCGUGUACGGUGCAUUGUGUGGACGUGUUUGACGCGCGGCUUGCGACAAUGAUCUUCUGAUGGAUAUUUAUUACUCUUAAAGACUUUUUAUAGACGCAAACAUCAAACUCGUAUACCUCGACUUUUCCGAAGAGCGUUAAGGCGGGAGCUCGGUUUGGAGGUUCGGUGUAGCCUAAUUUCUGUCAUUCUGUCACCAUGUAUGAUUCAUAUACCACAAUGUUCCAAUGGAUAUUUAUUAAAUACCGUUAACUUUUCCUGGACACGAAUAAUUGUCGCAAAUAUGUUCAUGCAGAAAUGUAUAACAACCCCUGAUGAAUUCGGGAACGAAGACGCAUUAAUUUGACGUGCAGAGCAAACUCAUCUUCAAAUUACGUCCGAGAACACUUGUACCCACAUUUGGAUAAACUGAAGUUUUGCGCACGCACGGUGAUGCCGGAGGUCACCGCCACCCGAAGUGACAAGCUUGCAUCCAAAGACAUAAUGUUAUGUAACACCACAGCCAUCAAAGACUGGAGUUAUUUUCUUUCCCAAAUCUUGCCCCUUGUGAAUAAAUCUGCAGGAUUUGUCAAUCGAAGCAUGGAUCGGGUGGAGGCGAUGACGAGCACCAUGGUGACGGCUCUGGAGCCCGACUUGAGCGGCAUGAGCGCCAGUCACCCGCCGCUUGACUCCAAUCACACGUCUGGGCUGGAGCACAUCUUCCAGUACUCAUACUCGGAGAGUGACCAGCAGUAUACCGACUACAGGACACCGGCGAGGGACUCAAUUCAGCUGCCUAAAGCGGUCCUGUACUUGGUCAUGGCCGCGCUGGUGGUGGUGGCCGUGGCUUACGCGAUCGUGGGUCACCUGGUGAAGGAUCUCGUGCAUGAAUUUGUAGAGUGGAUGUUUGGGCCUCGAUCUAAUGACAGACGGAGCAAGAGUGAAGUAAAUUGCAUUAGCAUGAAAGAAAUGAGUGAACUGCCUCAUACAGUGGACUCACACUACAUCACAUACAAUCACUCAGAAGCCUCGGGCACCUUAAAGCCUGAAGAUCUGGUGGUCACCAUUGAUGAGACCUCACAACUACACCAUGAAGGUUACAGCGGAACCUAAUUAAAGAAAAGUCUAAUUUGAUUUGUCCGUUAUAAUGAGAAGGUUUGCUUCAGGUUGAUCAGCGUCUUUGACGUUAAGAGGAGUCACGGUGAAGCAGUGUGACCUUUGGUGGAAGGUUUAUUCUGGGAUGAAGAAACAGAAGGAACGUGGAAGACUUUAGAUGGCAUCAAACCAUUCACAAAUAACUUAUAUGACACAUCUGUGAACUUUGUAAAACUCUUUAUUGGAGUGCUGCAAGAUAUUUCCAGUAUAUGGAUGCGCACCAGAAACCAGAAAGAAACUUUUGUUUAUCAAUCACAUCAGUCUUAUGAAAUAAUAUUUGUUUUGUGGAGACAUGCACUGUGAAUUUACUGUAGAAUAGAUUUCUGCUGUUACAAAUUUCCUCCUUGUUUGAUUUUCUCCCCUUUGGCAGAUCAUUUUCAGUUUUCUAUGCCAAUUCAUAGUAUUUGCAGUUAUUAGAUCAUUUAGGUUUUCUGCGAUCAGCUGUGCUGCUUGAGAAAAACACAGAAAAUACUAAUGGACUUCUGGCAAACGGAUCCUUGAAAUGUCAGGAAUAAUAAAGAUCACUUACUGAUCCUUAGACCUGAAAAAAUAACCUUGUAGAUAAUUCACAGUGGCAAAGUGAUGAAAACACAAAAGCUUGCCAUCUUAAAUGAUGUUUGUAAUACAGUACUACACACUAUUCACUCAAAAUAUAUAUAAACAAAACAUAAACUUAAAAACACUUAUAAAUGAUAUUUAUGUUAUGUGUUGACAGAUGAUCUGAAAUGAUUACUUCACAACUAAGGGCUAUACGUUCAGGUUUUAUAGUGUAUAGUUUCUUCUGUGCAGUUGUUAUAAAGUAUCACAUUUGUAAAAGCAUUAAAAUCAAUAUGUGCAAAAAAUGGAUAUUGAAGAUUUUGGCUGGUUUGAUCCUCUCAAUUGUUUCCAUCUGGAAAAAGUAUAAAAACAGUCUCAGUGAUAUUAGCUCAGUACUUGUGAAAUGAAAUUGAGACUUCAGGCUGAAAGUAGAAGUAAAACACAGUUUUUGCUCUUUUCACUCCCCCUGAUUUCUUUUGUGUGUUUUCUUACAACAUUCUUUAAUAAAUAAGAUGUAUUGUAUGUUUUUUUUUUACAUCUGUUGCCUAAUUGUAAUGGUGUGUCACAUAUACAAAACAUAAUGCAAAAAAGUGUUGUAAUCCUUGUGUCUGGUUAAGUUAUGCACUGUCAUGUAAGAAUAAUGGAAAAGAUGUUACAGAAGAAACAUACAAAAUAUUUCCAUGUUCUGAAAAUUUCACAAAAUAAUAUGUGACGUACUGUUUAUCUAAAUUAACUUGCUUAAGCUUGUAAUUAUUAUUAUUAUUAUUAUUCCUAUUUUAAUACCAAAAAUAAUAGAUUUUACAUUAAACAUUAAAAAGUACUCUAAUACAAUUCUUAGACACAGAGUAUGAUAUUUAACCCAUGUAGUACUUUGCAAAUUGGUUCGUAUUUUUGUAUAACACUACAACACCUAAAUAUAUUUUUAAAAAAUCUUUAAAAUAAAGUAAAAUCUGACACAAGCUCUUAUUUAUUGAGCGAGGAUCAAAUAAUUCUUCUUUAACCAAUCACAACUCGUU
Molecule: messenger RNA, 3357 nt
Organism: Misgurnus anguillicaudatus (oriental weatherfish)
Lineage: Eukaryota; Metazoa; Chordata; Actinopteri; Cypriniformes; Cobitidae
Source: RefSeq, a predicted model, not a curated record